AUGCUCGAGUUCAUGCAGACCGUCGAGAGACUCGAGGCGCUGAAACGAUCCCAUGAUUCAGCAGCCGUCGGUUCAUCAGGGCAACCAGCAGAAAGCUCAGCUCCAACCGUUCGAUCCACGCCACAACCCAGCUCCACCGUCGAUCUCCCCCCGGAUUUUGACCCGUUCGCCAGCCCCGUGGGUCGGUUCAUGCGCGGCGUGCUGCGAUUCUCCAAGAUCCUAGUCGCAGCAGUCAACGGGCCAGCCAUCGGGAUCGGCGUGACGCUCCUUCCGCACUGCGAUCUCGUCUUCGCCGCGGAUUCCGCCACGUUCUGGGUGCCGUUUCUCCGCAUCGCGAUCGUCCCCGAGUUCGGCUCGUCCGUCACUCUCCCGCAGCUGCUCGGCCGCGCCCUGGCGAACGAUCUGCUUCUGACGUCACGGGUGCUAUCUGCGGAUGAGGCGUGCAAAAACGGCCUUGUGUCGAGAGUCUUCCCGGAUGCGACCCUUGAGAGCGAAGUCCUCUCAAUACUAUCCGACAUUCAGCAGCAGGCUCUCAUUCAAGAAUCCCUCCCGAUUUUCAAGCGUAUGCUGCGCCAGCCGCUGGGUGAUUCAGCGCCACGUCAGCCUGACAUGGAGGCAGUGGUAGGGGAGGAGCUGCGGCAGCUGGCUCGCAGGCAGAUGGCGGGAGAGACGGGGUAUGCCGUGAGGGAGACAAUGAAAGCAAUGCGAGCUGCCAAGGUGGGGAGCAAAGCAGCUGGGUCUCGAAGCAAACUGUAG
Messenger RNA from Closterium sp. Yama58-4, 756 nucleotides. The record is from the annotation of a GenBank genome assembly. Lineage: Eukaryota; Viridiplantae; Streptophyta; Zygnematophyceae; Desmidiales; Closteriaceae.